This is a messenger RNA of Prosopis cineraria, 1403 nucleotides long. RefSeq names its product heavy metal-associated isoprenylated plant protein 6-like. Lineage: Eukaryota; Viridiplantae; Streptophyta; Magnoliopsida; Fabales; Fabaceae. The record is from RefSeq and is a predicted model, not a curated record. The transcript has 5 exons. Bases 147 to 1118 code for a protein of 323 amino acids. Gene Ontology annotation, molecular function: metal ion binding.
CCUAACCAGCAAGCCAAUCCUCAUUACUCCCUAUAUAUAUGCCCUUGGUUGCCACCAUUUCCACUCUUCAAAUAACCAGCAACUUCUCAGCAAUUCCCCCAUCUCCACUCUAAUAUCGUUAUCACAUCCUCUAUCCUAAAUUCCAAAUGGGAGAGCAAAAAGAGGAGCCAAAGAAUGAGACCAAGAAGAAGCCCGAGGGGGAAGCCAAGAAGGACGAGGGUCCAGCCCCCAUCGUUUUGAAGCUUGACAUGCAUUGCGAGGGAUGCGUAAAGAAGAUCAAACGAAGCGUCCGGCAUUUGGAGGGUGUGGAAGACGUAAAGGCCGAUAUGUCUGCCAACAAACUCACGGUGUUUGGUAAGGUGGACCCCACCUUGGUUCAGGGGAAGCUGGCGGAGAAAACCAAGAGGAAGGUGGAGCUCAUCUCCCCUCAGCCUAAGAAAGAUGACGGCGCCGGUAAAAAGUCAGACCAGAAAGCGCCGGAAAAGAAGGCCGAGGAGAAAAAACCCGACGAGAAGAAGGCUGAGGAGGGCAAAAAACCAAAAGAGAGCACGGCGGUUUUGAAGAUCAGAUUGCAUUGUGAUGGUUGCAUUUCUAAGAUUCGGAGAAUCAUACUCAAGUUUAAAGGAGUCGAGUCAGUGGACAUUGACGGAGCCAAAGAUUUAGUGACGGUGAAGGGAACGAUGGACGUCAAAGAGCUCACGCCUUACCUGAAGGACAAGCUGAAGCGAAACGUGGAGGUGGUCCCACCGAAGAAAGAGGGGGGAGGGGAGAAAAAAGAGGCCAAAGAAGGCGGCGGCGGCGGCGAGAAGAAAGACGCCGAAGCGAAACCAGCCGCCGGCGGAGACGGUGAGAAAAAGGAGGAAGCGCCUAAGGUGGAAGUUAGCAAGAUGGAAUAUUACGGAUUCCCCCCUCCGACAUUCUGGUACAACGGACACGUGCCCAGUGAACCCAGCCACGCUAUGGGAGUACAUCCAGGGUAUGUGAACCAAGGGUAUUAUGGGAAUCCACAGAACGUAAACCAGGGAUACCCACUGGUGGAGCCGCCACCAUUCUACAUGCAAGCUCAUCAUCCUCAGAUGUUCAGCGAUGAAAAUCCCAAUGCUUGUUCAGUGAUGUGAACCCGAUCGAUGCAUCCGACGGUGGUUUUGAGGAUUAAUGAACACCUGGACCCUGUAUAUAAUUAAACUAUAUUCAGGUAAUAAAUAUUGUUAUAGAGAAAUUCAGAGACGGUGAGAUUUUGAUGUUCCGGAUACAUUAGCGACGUAGAGAUAGCCGACUCUGGCUAGAAAAUCUGGACCAGAAAAACGACUGCAAUAUUUGUUGUUUUGUUCCCUUCUUUUAUCCUGAUGUAUCAUACAGAUUAAUAAUGAUAUAUAUAUAUAUAUAUUCCGAGUUAAAUUUUA